AUGUCCCUUUUUCGAAGAAAUCAAAGCUUUCACUGGAAGUCACUCACCGAUCUAAUUGAGGACUCGAAUGGAAAUGGAGAGGAUGAAUAUACUGAAGAUGAUUUCUUCACUUCACAAGCCAAUAUCCAAAUGAUAAAAUCUGAUGAAUCUGUAGCGUCAAGCAACAAUCAAGUUGUCGAUAUGGACAUUGUUCAGCCACACAACAUGCUAAUGACAUUCCAAGAUCGGGUUCAACAAGAAAUAGAUCAGCCGAUACGACACAGUUGCAAGUUUCGAAUGGAAACGGGGCUUGAAUGCGAUUCGGCCGUUCUGGAGAGUGAAUGGUUGAAGCAUUGCUUUAUCCACAUGAAAGAACCAGUCUAUCGAUGUAUACGCACGUGUUCGAUGAAGAGCCACUCCAAAGAAGCGAUGCAGAAUCACAAGACCAGUGAGCACAAAGUUUUCACCAAGCCAGCUUUUAACAAUGAGUUCAAAGUGAUCAUGGAGAUGCAAAAAGUCGCAACAGAGGCAUUUCCGGAGUUGAAUGAUCAAGUGAGAGAAUGGGUGAAAGGCCAAAUUGAAGCGGGGAAUUCGGAUUGGAGAAUGGAUUCACAAAAAAAGAAGAGCAAUGUUCCGCAAAAUGUUGUGAAUCAAAAUGCAAGAUCGAUUCCUUCAAAUGGUGGAGAGGUCCCAGCGAAUCAUCGGAUGGAAAUGAAUCAUGGUCCUACUCAAAACGUCCGUCCUCCUGUGCCGGUUUCAAAAUCGAGUACAUCAGGCAUUCAACCCUCAAAUCAACCAGUUGAGAACAGAGAUAAUCGAUUUAAUGCCCAAAAGCCUACAGCUCCAUCAACCUCCGGACAACCACAACCACAUCAACACAUAGAAGCGAGGUGGUCAAAUUCCGUUCACUAUCCAAGUCCAGGAGCAAUUCAGCCACCAAUCAUCCCGGAACCAAAAACAGAUUGGAAAUGCAAGAAAUGCUAUCACUAUACCGAAGCCACCCUCGAUUCAUGUUGGAAACACGCCAAGAUGCAUGUGAAGCAAAAGUACGAUGGUUGCUCGAAAAGGAGUUCACCGGAUUUGUAUCGUGAGCUUGAUAAACAAGAGUCACAAGAACUGCAAGAAGAUGUUGUUGCCCAAAUAUCAAUUGAGAAUCGAAAAACCGUUGCCCUAGAAGAGCCUCAAACCGUUUAUGAGCACGUCACUCCUCCACUCAUCGACAAUCUUCCAUCGCUCAAUGAAACAAAGACCAUCUCAGUUUCAGCUUUACCGGGUGUCAUAAUGAAAAAUUAUCGACGAUAUCUACAAGAAGAUGAACCGGGUUUUUUAAGAGACGAAGAGGUUGAGCAUGGCGGUGUUCGUGAUGAGGAAGUGGCACAGGAUGAUUUAUUUACUAAAGUAAUCAAAGAUGAGGUAAUGGAUCAGCUUGAUAUGAGUGAACAUGAUGAAAAGGAAAAUGGAGAUGAGAGAGUGGAGAUGAGAACGGGAAUGGUCAAGGGUUUGUUGAUUGCUGAUAUGGAUCUAGAUGGAAAAUCGCUCGAUGGAUUUGAGGAAUAUCGGGCUCGUUGCGAAUACGAAGAACACAGGGAAUUCUUCAAAGAACCGCGUGAUGAACGAGCCGAGCAAGAUGCCAAUGGGAGCUCGGUCAACGCUGAAGUUGAAGGAUCUUCAAAAAGUUGUUCACCCGCUUCCAAUGCAAAUGACGAUCAAGCGCUGUCUAGCCCGGCCUCUGAGCAAAAUAAUACUAAAAUUGCGCAAGAAAUUGACGAGCUACAAAAGCUACGAGAGGAAUUGGACACAAAGAAUCGAGGAAUCGCUGAAAAGAAAAAGGAAAGAAAACCAUUGCUAAUGCUGGAUCCAAAUGCGAUUAGCAAAGAGCAGAAGAUCGAUGAAUUGAAGAUGUUGGAAGCUGCAACUACUGAAAAUCUGAAUAUUCAAGAAGAGAGGAGAGCGCUGGAAGCGCUGGAAGCGCCGGAAGCGCCGGAAGCACAUCUUGCUGGAGCGCCGAAAGCACAUCUUGCUGGAGCGCCGGAAGCACAUCUUGUUAGAGCGCCGGAAGCGCAUCUUGCUGGAGCGCCGGAAGCACAUCUUGCUAGAGCGCCGGAAGCGCAUCUUGCUGGAGCGCCGGAAGCACAUCUUGCUAGAGCGCUGGAAGCGCGUCUUGCUGGAGCGCGGGAAGCGCAUCUUGCUCUUCAACAAGAACUGGCUAAGGAGGCUCAAGCGAGUACUCGGAACCUCAGCUUUGUUAUGCAAGAACUUACCGAUUCCGAUGAGAUGAUCUCACUUUGGAAGCAACUACUAGAGGCGGAUCCAACGGCGCAAAAUUCGACGACAAUUCUGCAACAAAAAGAGCAAGAGCUCAAAGAUCAAGCGUUAACUCUUGGAUAUAUGAUGAUUGCUUUGUUCAAAUUGAGGAAAAAGAACACCGAACCCAAGAAA
Messenger RNA from Mesorhabditis belari, 2418 nucleotides. The record is from the annotation of a GenBank genome assembly. NCBI's taxonomy places the organism in Eukaryota, Metazoa, Nematoda, Chromadorea, Rhabditida, Rhabditidae.